Molecule: messenger RNA, 1654 nt
Organism: Quercus robur (English oak)
Lineage: Eukaryota; Viridiplantae; Streptophyta; Magnoliopsida; Fagales; Fagaceae
Product: pectin acetylesterase 8-like
Exons: 13
Coding region: 151-1350 (399 amino acids)
Biological process (GO): cell wall organization
Cellular component (GO): plant-type cell wall
Molecular function (GO): pectin acetylesterase activity
Source: RefSeq, a predicted model, not a curated record
AAAAAAAAAACUUCCUUUAUUUCUUCCUUGUGUUUGCGUUCAUAUAAAUAAGCACUACUAUCUCUCUCUCUCUCUCUCUCAUUGUGGAAGCUCCCACUUAUAAAAACUGGUUUUUGCAUUGUUGGGAGCUCUCAGCUCUAUACUACAGGAAUGGCUGGGACAAGAUUUAUCCAAUGGUUGAAUCUUCUAGUAUUUGCACUUGUAAUGCUCAAAACAGAAGGUGUUGAUGUAGGAAUUACUUUUGUCCAGGGUGCAGUGGCAAAAGGAGCUGUUUGUCUGGAUGGAAGUCCUCCAGCUUAUCACUGGGAUAAGGGAUUUGGUGCAGGAAUUAACAAUUGGUUGGUUCACUUUGAGGGAGGUGGAUGGUGCAACAAUGUGACCACUUGCCGUUCCCGUACAAAGACUCGUUUAGGUUCAUCUAAGCUUAUGGACAAGGAAAUUGCCUUCUCUGGGAUUCUGAGUAGAUUCCAAAAGUUUAAUCCUGACUUCUACAAUUGGAACAGAAUUAAGGUUAGAUACUGUGAUGGGGCAUCAUUUACCGGUGAUGUGGCUGCAAUCAAUCCAGCUAAUAAUCUUCACUUCAGAGGAGCAAGGGUUUGGCGUGCUGUAAUUGAGGACCUAUUAUCAAAAGGAAUGAAAGAUGCAAAAAAUGCUAUCCUCUCUGGUUGUUCGGCUGGUGGAUUGACUUCUAUUUUGCAUUGUGAUAGCUUCCGAUCUCUUGUACCUGUUGGUGCUAAAGUUAAAUGCCUAGCAGAUGCUGGUUACUUCAUCAAUGUGAAUGAUGUUUCUGGAGCACAACACAUUCAAGAAUUCUACAGUCAAGUGGUUGCAACACAUGGUUCAGCAAAGAAUUUGCCUUCAUCAUGCACUUCAAAAAUGAGACCAGGGUUGUGUUUCUUUCCCCAAAAUAUGGCAGAGCAUAUUCAAACACCAAUCUUUUUCGUAAAUGCAGCCUAUGAUUCAUGGCAGAUAAAAAACAUUUUGGCACCAGGCGUAGCUGAUCCCCAUGGCACCUGGCAUGACUGCAAACUUAAUGUAAAGAAAUGCUCACCCAAUCAAAUUAAAACCAUGCAAGAUUUUAGGCUGCAAUUCUUAAGUGCAUUGAGUAAAGCUGGCACCUCUUCAUCUAAGGGACUAUUUAUUGACUCUUGUUAUGCCCACUGCCAAACCGAAAUGCAGGAGACAUGGUUAAGGGAUGAUUCUCCAGUGCUGGGUAAAACGACAAUUUCAAAGGCAGUUGGAGACUGGUAUUAUGACCGAAGUCCCUUCCAAAAGAUAGAUUGCCCUUACCCUUGCAACCCCACUUGCCACAACCGUAUUUUCGAUCCAAAAGAACAUCCAGAACUAUAGAUUUAUGUCAAAAUUUAUCAUUUCUAUGAAUGAUAGUUAUAGGUAAAAUGAGCUUGAAUAAGAAAAAAUGAAAAGAAAAUUAAUGAUUUAUCAAGACUUCGAAAUAAGCAGAUGGCACCACUGCACCAAAUUGUGUGCUGGGUGUCUUUUCCUAUUGUUUGUGUAUUCAAUAUUUACUCAAGAUAAAAAAGAAAAGAAAUCAACACAUUCGGUGUUGAUUCUAUUAUGAGCAUUUAUAUCAUGUUGUAUAAGAAUUCUAUUAUGAGCAUCUAUAUCAUAUGGUAAAAGAAUUCUACUCUGAGCA